This is a messenger RNA of Solanum pennellii, 2158 nucleotides long. Its product is annotated as AAA-ATPase At2g46620-like. The record is from RefSeq and is a predicted model, not a curated record. Gene Ontology annotation, molecular function: ATP hydrolysis activity; ATP binding. The coding region runs from base 442 to 1980 and encodes 512 amino acids. The transcript has a single exon. Lineage: Eukaryota; Viridiplantae; Streptophyta; Magnoliopsida; Solanales; Solanaceae.
UUUUUGUGAAAUCAUACAUAUUAACUUUGUAAUUAGUACUAUAAUUUAUCUUGAAUAUAUAAAAACAUUGAACAUCAAAUAAUGAAAAAUAUAAUAAAGAGAGUAAUAUAAAAAUUAGACUAAAAAGAAAGUAUAGAUAUAUAUAGUCAGAUAAGCACGGCUAGUGGCCGCUAGUGUACAGAGAUAUUAAAAAAUUAGAAAACUAUAUGAAAGACAAAAUCCAUAUUCCUUAUUUGACUAUUUAAACCUACCAAUUCUUUUGAAUACAUUAAUUAAAAAAGAAUUAGCAAACCAAACACCUAAAGCCAUUAAAAAAUACUCCCAACUUUUCAUUAUUCAACAUGGCACUUCACUAAAUUCUUUAAUACUUUGGUUUUAUCACUCUUAAUUAUCUGCCCAUCAUUCUAGUUCAUCCCACUUUUUUGUGUGUGAUUAUUCAUCAUGUUUCUGUAUUUGUUAGCAAUUAUUCCUUUGUUUUUGCUUGUGAAAUUUGUAUCAAAAACAUCUGUACUUCAUAUUUUCAAGAAAUGGUUGCGUUUGUUGGAAGAUAAAUUCUAUGUUUACCAGUUCUACAAGGUUCCCCAAUUCAACCACAACAUGCAGGAAAAUCAACUCUAUCGGAAAAUCAGUACUUACCUGAAUUCUUUACCUUGUGUUGAGGAUUCCGAUUUCACCAAUCUUUACUCCGGAAGCAAAUCCAAUGAUAUCAACCUCGUUCUCAACGCCGAUCAGAAAAUCGUUGAUAAUUUCCUCGGUGCCAGAAUUUCUUGGAUCAAUGAGAAGGAUGAAAAAACCGGUGUCAGAUCUUUUGUUCUGAAGAUAAGGAGGAAAGACAAGCGUCAAAUUCUUCGGACUUAUCUUCAACAUAUUCACUCGAAAUUCGACGAAAUUGAGCAGAGGAGAAAGGAGGUGAGAUUGUUUGUCAAUGUAAACGAUGAAUCGAACGGAAACGGAAAUGGAAACAGACGGUGGAUAUCAGUGCCGUUCACUCAUCCGGCGACAUUUGACACUGUUGUAAUGGAACAGGAUUUGAAGAACAAGGUCAAAUCCGAUUUGGAAACGUUCCUAAAAUCAAAGCAGCAUUAUAAUCGAAUUGGCCGGAUUUGGAAACGGAAUUAUUUACUUCACGGACCUUCCGGUACAGGAAAAUCAACGUUCAUUGCAGCAAUGGCAAAUUUCCUAAGUUACGAUGUGUAUAACAUUGAUUUAUCAAAACUUUCAGACGAUUCAGAUCUGAAACUACUUCUAUUGCAGAGCACGAAUAAGUCUUUGAUUGUUAUCGAAGAUCUCGACAGUUACCUGUGUAACAACUCAACAGCUCUAAGCUUCUCUGCGAUUCUCAAUUUCAUGGACGGAAUUUUUUCAUGCUGCGGUGACGAACGAGUUAUGAUAUUCACUAUGAACAGCAAAGAUCAAAUUGAUCCAUCAGUUCUAAGGCCUGGAAGAAUUGAUCAUCACAUACACUUCCCCUUAUGUGAUUUCAACGCAUUCAAAAGUCUAGCUAACAGUCAUUUGGGAAUGAAAGAUCACAAGCUUUUCCCAAAGGUAGAGGAAAAUUUUCAAACCGGGUCGGUUUUAAGUCCGGCUGAAAUCAGUGAAAUCAUGAUUUCAAAUCGGAGUUCACCGAGCAGGGCAUUGAAAUUAGUGAUUUCUACUCAUCAGAGUAAAAGCAAGCUCAUCACUUUGAGGACAUCCGAUAAAAUUGAAACGAUAAACAGUAACAUUGAGACCGAUGUAGCUCCUAAGCAUCCACUAUGGUUGAGCAAAUCUAGAUCGGUUCGACCCGUGGAGAAAUCGGGUGAGUUGGAUAAGUAUCCACAAGGAUUGAUCAAAUCUAAAUCGGUUCGACCCAUGGUGGAGUCGGGUGAAUCGGGUACAUUUGGCAAAGAAAGUGUAAACGAUCUUAGAAAGUUUUAUGGACUUAUAAGGAUAAAGAGUAGUAGGAAGAAAUCUUUAGAUUUUGAUACCUCAGAAAAAUAAAUUCUAGGCAAGAUAUUGGUUAGCUAGUUAGCAUGAAGAUGCAUUUGUUCAAUUAGGUGUGACAUCAAUUUUAGUUUUGGGGUUCCAACAAUUAAUGGAUCCUUUGUUAGAGAAUCAUCAAUUUCAUUAGUGUUAUUCAAUAAUGAAAAGUAAAUUUAGAGCGAGAGUUUUAGAAACU